Camelina sativa (false flax) is the source of this 1968-nucleotide messenger RNA. The record is from RefSeq and is a predicted model, not a curated record. NCBI's taxonomy places the organism in Eukaryota, Viridiplantae, Streptophyta, Magnoliopsida, Brassicales, Brassicaceae.
AUGAGUAACGAGGAACUUGUGAAAGUGAAUUGCCAUCAUUCUGGGCAAUUCAAAGAAGCAAAUGGUGUUUGUGAUUACAUUGAUGGAGUGGUUGAUGUGUUUGAAAUGCAUCCUGAUGAUAUCUUCAAAACUGUGAUAGCCCUGAAGUUGCUUGACAAGAAUAUCGAGCUUGGGAGUAUGUGGUACAAGCUACCAUUUGAAGAUUUAGCAGAUAAGCAUUCUCUUGAGGGUGAAGCAAUAAAAAAGCCGAUACAAAAAUGGAUGGUUAAAACGUAUUAUGAUGAGCAUACAUGUCAUCCUGUUGGGCGAUGUGAGAUAAUAAGGAGUCCUGUGGUUGCUGACUUGUUUCUUGAAGACAUAAGAAGAGAUCCUGAGAUGAGUGCUCCUGAAAUCAAAGAUGAGAUGAAAAGGAGGUACAACAUCAUCAUUACACCUUCACAGUCACAAUCCGCAAGAAGGAGGGCAUUUAGCAAGCUGCAAGAUGAAUGCAAUGCCCAAUUUUCAAGACUUCGAGACUAUCAGUACCAACUAACCAAGACAAUGCCUGGUUCAACAGUGGAGAUCAAUACAAGAACUAGAGAUGAUGGUUUAGAUGAAUUUUAUCAGAUUUACAUAUGUUUCGAGCCGCUGAGGACGUCAUGGAAGAAGAACUGUAGACCAAUUAUUGGGUUGGAUGGGACAUUCUUGAAGCACAAUAUCCAAGGAACAUUGCUUACCGCUGUUGGAAGGGAUCCUAACAAUCAGAUCUAUCCUAUAGCUUGGGCGGUAGUAUCAGGGGAGAACCAUGACAACUGGGAGUGGUUUAUUCACAAGCUUAAGGUGGACUUGGAUUUGGGGGAUGGUGAAAACAUUACCAUGAUUUCUGACAUGCACACAAGCAUAAUUCAUGGUAUGGCAUUGGAGUUACCAAAGGCAGAACACCGAGCUUGUGCUAGGCACAUCUACGCCAAUCUUAAAAAGGAUCACAAAUCAGACACCCUGAAGCCACUUUUCUGGAGAGUAGCUAGCAGUUACAAUGAAGCUGACUUUCGGACUAACUUGGCUGCAUUCAGGGAGAUGGAUCCGAGAGCUUGUGAUGAUCUGCUGAAGAAAGAUCAUCGGAAAUGGUGUAGGGCUUUCUUCAGGGUUGGUUCUAGCUGUGGUGAUACACACAACAAUCACACAGAGUCAUACAAUAGGACAUUGAAGAAGGCAAGGAAGAAACCUUUUGUGGAGAUGUUGGAGCUGGUAAGAAGAGAUGCGAUGCAAAGGAUUGCGAAAAGGUUUCAGAUAGCUGAGAAGGAGACUGCAAAGUACACAAAGAAAGCAAGGAAAGAGGUGGAGAAUUCAUGUGAUGAGGCUCAGAACUGUUACUCUCUUUCAAGUACAGGAGGAAAAUAUGAGAUUCUGGAGUUUGGUACUCGAUUUUGUGUGAUAUUGUCUAAGAGGGAGUGUGCAUGUAGAAAGUGGGAUUUAACCGGAAUUCCUUGCCGCCAUGCUGUUUGUGCAAUCAGAGAGAACUGUCAAGAAGUUGAGGACUACAUUUCUGAUUAUUAUUUGACCGAAAAAUGGAAGGAUACUUAUCGUAGAGGUUUAGCUCCGGUUAAUGGAACUAAAUUUUGGGAGGAGAGAGGAGGGAGAAAAAUUUAUGGACCGCCUUACAAGCGCCCUCCAGGAAGACCUAAGGGAAAAGCAAGGAUCAAAGGUUUGCAUGAAUCACCAACUAAAAAUAAGAAGAAGUUCAAAGUUGGUAGAAAAGGAAGAAUAGCUCAUUGUGGUUUAUGUGGUGGGGCUGGACAUAAUUCAAGAAAAUGUCCUAAAGAGUCUGACGAGAGCCGGGCAAAGAGAAGGAAGCUUAAUGAAGAAGCUCGAAAUGCAGCUCAACUUCAAGCUCAAGAUGAAGCAGAAAUGGAACUUGCAAUGAUCGCUCAAGAGGAAGCUGCACUAAUGGGUCAAGAAGUUCAAGAUGUUACUUCGACUGCACCAUAA